AUGCCACACUUCACCAACGAACCCGAGCCGUCACCUACCACUCUCUCAGGGAGCGAAACCGCGAUCGAAACCUCCAGCGCGGUCCAUCCUCCGGUCUCGGGAGGCGCGGGGGCUGCUCCCGAUAGCAGCGAGGGAGCUCUGAGCAAGGAGGAGGUGAACCGAUUGUACGAGGAGCGGAUGGAGGAGGAUCGAACCGAUAAUAUCUGUAUUAAAUAA
Aspergillus tanneri is the source of this 216-nucleotide messenger RNA. RefSeq lists its product as uncharacterized. The coding region runs from base 1 to 216 and encodes 71 amino acids. The transcript is spliced from 2 exons. NCBI's taxonomy places the organism in Eukaryota, Fungi, Ascomycota, Eurotiomycetes, Eurotiales, Aspergillaceae. The record is from RefSeq and is a predicted model, not a curated record.